Molecule: messenger RNA, 480 nt
Organism: Paramecium sonneborni
Lineage: Eukaryota; Ciliophora; Oligohymenophorea; Peniculida; Parameciidae
Source: the annotation of a GenBank genome assembly
AUGAUUAAAAAAGGAAAAAUAAUUAUGGAAUUUAAAAAAUAAGUAAAGGAAAUUCAUGAAGUCAAUCAAUUAGAUGGAGAUGAAUUGUCUGAGCCAGUCAAAUAAGUUUUUGCAGAAAUCUUUAGAGAUGGUAAGAUGAGCAAAGAAGAUUGUACUAGAUUUGUAACUGGUUGUACUGUUAAUCCUUGUAGUAUUGAUGAUGCUAAUAUAUAGAGAACAUUUGAAUAUUAUGACAAACAUAAGGACUCUAUUUUGACUUUAAAUGAUUUCUUUGAUUUUUAUACUGAUUCUGCAAGAACCAAAAUAUCAACUGUUUGGUUAAAUCUCUAAACUUUACAUUAUAGAAAUGAUUUAAUAAGAGGAAAUAGAGUACAAUUCCCAUAAGUGAAUGCUUAACUUUUACCUAGAGUAUAGAUUUUAUAGAAUCAAAUUUAUUUGGAUUUACUUUUUGAACAGUUGUUGCAGAAAUUCAAGUAAUGA